Molecule: messenger RNA, 708 nt
Organism: Sungouiella intermedia
Lineage: Eukaryota; Fungi; Ascomycota; Pichiomycetes; Serinales; Metschnikowiaceae
Source: the annotation of a GenBank genome assembly
AUGUUCUUUUCCUUUUCCAUAGUUGGUUCUUUUUUAAUUGCUUCUGUGAAUGCCCUCACUUUUGAUCCAGAUUACUUCACUACAAUAUUAUAUGACAUUAUAUCUUUACGCUACUAUACAACCACAAUGUCAUUCGAAGGAAAUACCCUGAAGUAUAUUAUUCGUUCUAUGGCAUCUGAUUUAGAAAUUUUGCAAACUGCGAAAGAUUUCAGUGACUUUAGUAAUGCCUAUAUCAGUUACAAUUCUAAGUACAGAACUUUCAUCGAAGCGGCUUACUCUUCCUUUGGCUACUAUGACUAUGAUGCUGUGGAAGACGCCAAAUCAUUGAUCGACCGCUUGGCGCCCUAUUCGACUUAUUGGAAUAAUCCUUUUGUGACUUAUGACAUCCAAAAAGAAGAGUCUUUGGAAACGAUAUCUUUCUCUAGUCAUUUGCAGACAGCUCCCAAAACUACCUCAAGUUUCAGUUCUGAUACUGACACUGCUAGCAUCUCGAACUUGGGAGGUGUUGGCUUUGCUUCCGGGAUCCUUGAUUCUUCUUAUGUUGCUGAAGCUACAAGUGGUAUCAGUUUUUCAGAACUCUCUCAUUCUCCAUUCGAAUCCAAUCCCAUUAAGCCAGCAGUAACGUCUUUCGACGUAGCAUGUGGUCUCAGCAGUCCGUACCUGGCGUUAGCAAUGGUUUUUGGUGGUCUCUCAUUAUUAAUGUUCUAG